GUCGCGCUGGAACGACCCCAACAACAUGUCGCCAACAAGGUGCCGCAAGGCCGCCCUGAUGGCCGCCUGUCGGGACGUUGGCUGGUCCGAGAAGGAGCUGCGCAACAAGAUGGCCAUCUGGCGCGGCUACAAGCAGAUCAAGGACGCAGCCGGCUGGGCGGCCCUCGUCUUCGCGGGCAUGGGCCUCUACCGCCUGUGCAAAUACCGCACAAAUUUCACCGCCAAGAGCAUCGAACGACUGCGCACCUUUCGCGCGCGCAUCGAGAUCGCCGCCGACACGCUGCAUCCCUCCUGGCGGCAGCUUCUCGCCGUCGUCAGCGGCAAGACCCAAGACUCGGAGCGGGAGCGCCGCUUCACCGGCCACCCGCACGACUGGGUCGUCUUCCGGGACGGCUCGGACCCGGUUCCUCUGCGCUCGACAUAUCUCAGGCAUGACCCGUGCUUCCGGUUUGAGCACAUCACUGAAUCCAUCGUCGACGCCCAAGCAUGGCCCGGCGGCGACGACCCUCGAUGGAUCCCGCCUCGGGCCGCCGCCGUGUCCCUGGCGGGCGCAAACGCGUGCCGCGCCUGUGCCCAGACGCAGUCGGACGACCCCAAGCGCAACAACUGCUUCUGUUUCCCGUCCCUGUUUGGCACCGGGCCGCGGCGGCGGCCGCCGAGUCCCGUGCAGGUGUUUGCGACCCGCGACGGACAGAACAACGGGCUGCUGGCGCUGGUGGGCUUUGAGCGCGGGGCCGCCAUUGGCGAGUUCGUCGGGCUUGUGACGCGCGGCAUUGAGGAUCUGGAUGUGUUGGAGGAGAGUGGUGGUGGUGGUGGUGGUGGUGGUGGUGCCGCCGUCAGCCACAGGCCGUACCAUAUUUGGCAGGGCUGGCAGGGGAAUUUCACGCGCUUUGUGAACCACAGCUGUAAUCCCAAUGCGCAGUAUCAGCAUUUUGUGUGGCUGGGCGUCCAGCGGGUGAUCUUGGUGAGCAAGGGCAUCGGGGCCGGGACUGAGAUCACGGUGGAUUACGGGAAGAGUUACUGGCGCGGGCUUGAGAAGAGAUGUCUAUGUGGAGAGAGCUGCUGCCGGUAUAAUGGAAGUGACAGGCCUUAG
Canariomyces notabilis is the source of this 1093-nucleotide messenger RNA. Its product is annotated as SET domain-containing protein. The coding region runs from base 26 to 1093 and encodes 355 amino acids. The transcript has a single exon. Lineage: Eukaryota; Fungi; Ascomycota; Sordariomycetes; Sordariales; Chaetomiaceae. The record is from RefSeq and is a predicted model, not a curated record. Gene Ontology annotation, molecular function: protein binding.